Trichoderma aggressivum f. europaeum is the source of this 2388-nucleotide messenger RNA. RefSeq names its product CAZyme family GH3. The record is from RefSeq and is a predicted model, not a curated record. The transcript has a single exon. Gene Ontology annotation, molecular function: xylan 1,4-beta-xylosidase activity; alpha-L-arabinofuranosidase activity. Gene Ontology annotation, cellular component: plant-type cell wall. Gene Ontology annotation, biological process: xylan catabolic process; arabinan catabolic process. Bases 1 to 2388 code for a protein of 795 amino acids. Lineage: Eukaryota; Fungi; Ascomycota; Sordariomycetes; Hypocreales; Hypocreaceae.
AUGGUGAACAACGCAGCCCUCGUCGCCGCUCUGUCGGCUCUGCUGUCUCCAGCUCUGGCACAGAACAAUCAGACAUAUGCCAACUACUCUGCCCAGGGACAGCCCGACCUGUACCCUCAGACUCUUGCCACCCUCGAGCUCUCGUUCCCCGACUGCGACCACGGCCCCCUGAAGAACAACCUCGUCUGUGACUCUUCGGCCGGAUAUGUCGAGCGAGCCCAGGCCCUCAUCUCGCUCUUCACCCUCGAGGAGCUGAUUCUCAACACCCAGAACUCGGGGCCCGGCGUGCCUCGCCUGGGUCUCCCCAACUACCAAGUCUGGAACGAGGCUCUGCACGGCUUGGACCGCGCCAACUUUGCCACAAAGGGCGGCCAAUACGAAUGGGCAACCUCCUUCCCCAUGCCCAUCCUGUCAAUGGCAGCCCUCAACCGCACCCUGAUCCACCAGAUUGCGGACAUCAUCUCGACCCAGGCUCGAGCGUUCAGCAACAUUGGCCGCUACGGCCUCGACGUCUACGCCCCCAACAUCAACGGCUUCCGCAGCCCGCUCUGGGGCCGCGGACAGGAGACUCCCGGCGAGGAUGCCAACGUGCUGACCUCUGCCUACACGUACGAGUACAUCACCGGUAUCCAGGGCGGCGUCGACCCCGAGAACCUCAAGAUUGCCGCCACGGCCAAGCACUUUGCCGGAUACGACCUCGAGAACUGGAACAACCAGUCUCGCCUGGGCUUCGACGCCAUCAUCACCCAGCAGGACCUCGCCGAGUACUACACCCCCCAGUUCCUGGCCGCCUCGCGCUACGCAAAGUCUCACAGCUUCAUGUGCGCGUACAACUCGGUCAACGGCGUACCCAGCUGCGCCAACAGCUUCUUCCUGCAGACGCUGCUGAGAGAGAGCUGGGGCUUCCCCGAAUGGGGCUACGUCUCGUCCGAUUGCGAUGCCGUCUACAACGUCUGGAACCCUCACGACUACGCCAGCAACCAGUCCUCGGCCGCCGCCAGCUCCCUGAGGGCCGGCACCGACAUUGACUGCGGCCAGACAUACCCGUGGCACUUGAACGAGUCCUUUGUGGCUGGCGAGGUCUCCCGCGGCGAGAUCGAGCGCUCCGUGACCCGUCUGUACGCCAACCUCGUCCAGCUCGGAUACUUUGACAAGAAGAAUCAGUACCGCUCGCUCGGCUGGAAGGACGUCGUCAAGACUGAUGCUUGGAACAUCUCGUACGAGGCUGCUGUUGAGGGCAUUGUCCUGCUCAAGAACGACGGCACCCUCCCACUGUCCAACAAGGUCAAGAGCAUCGCCCUGAUCGGACCGUGGGCCAAUGCCACCACCCAGAUGCAAGGCAACUACUUUGGUCCUGCUCCGUAUCUCAUCAGCCCUCUGGAGGCUGCUAAGAAGGCUGGCUACAAGGUCAACUUUGCGCUCGGAACAGACACUGCCAGCACCAGCACCGCCGGCUUUGCCAAGGCUAUUGCUGCCGCCGAAAAGUCCGAUGCCAUCAUCUUCGCCGGUGGUAUCGACAACACGGUUGAGCAGGAGGGCGCUGACCGUACGGACAUUGCUUGGCCCGGCAACCAGCUCGACCUCAUCAAGUCGCUCAGCAAGCUCGGCAAGCCCCUUGUCGUCCUGCAGAUGGGCGGUGGCCAGGUUGAUUCAUCUUCUCUCAAGAGCAACAAGAACGUCAACUCCCUUGUCUGGGGUGGAUAUCCCGGCCAGUCUGGAGGUGUCGCCCUCAUCGACAUCUUGUCCGGCAAGCGUGCACCUGCUGGCCGACUGGUCUCGACUCAGUACCCGGCCGACUACGUUCACAAGUUCCCCCAGAACGACAUGAACCUCCGCCCUGAUGGAAAGAAGAACCCCGGCCAGACUUACAUCUGGUACACUGGCAAGCCUGUCUACCAGUUUGGCGACGGCAUCUUCUACACCACCUUCAAGGAGAGCCUGUCUGGCAAGUCCAAGAGCCUCAAGUUUGACGUUUCUGAGAUCAUUGCCGGCGCCCACCCUGGAUACACAUACAGUGAACAGGUUCCAGUCUUUACCUUUACUGCCGACAUUAAGAACUCUGGCAAGACCGAGUCGCCGUACUCGGCCAUGCUCUUUGUCCGCACUGCCAACGCUGGCCCUGCGCCCUAUCCCAACAAGUGGCUGGUUGGAUUCGACAGGCUUGCCACCAUCAAGCCUGGUCACUCCUCCACGCUCAGCAUCCCCAUCCCCAUCAGCGCGCUUGCCCGUACCGACUCUCUUGGAAACAAGAUUGUCUACCCUGGCAAGUAUGAGCUGGCGCUGAACACUGACGAGUCCGUCAAGCUGGAGUUUGAGCUUACGGGCGAGGAGGUGAUUCUCGAGCACUGGCCGCUGGAGCAGCAGCAGAUUGAGGAUGCCACUCCAUAG